Messenger RNA from Rhinichthys klamathensis goyatoka, 1689 nucleotides. RefSeq names its product platelet-activating factor acetylhydrolase 1b, catalytic subunit 2 (gene pafah1b2). The transcript has 6 exons. NCBI's taxonomy places the organism in Eukaryota, Metazoa, Chordata, Actinopteri, Cypriniformes, Leuciscidae. The coding region runs from base 358 to 1044 and encodes 228 amino acids. The record is from RefSeq and is a predicted model, not a curated record.
GAAGUGAGGCUUCCAGAAAGUGCGAGGGUGGUUGCGCAGGGAAGUGGGGAGGCGGUUGGUUGGAUGCUAUUCGGUUUACAUAACCCAAACAUUUACUGUGAUUUCUUUAAUAGACCACGCGCUAUAUACCCACAUAAUUAAACCAUUAAACAUUAUUAUUGUGUGGACUAAGUCCGUUAAGGUUGCAUUGCUGGAAAAAGCAGAGUCGAGGUGCGCGGCUGCAGAAACAUUCAUCUGCAUCUUCUUCCCCGGACAGUCAGUUGCGGUGCUGCUGUAGGUGAUUGAGGAAGCCCUGCCCUGCUGCACACACCCGCAGCUCACUCACUGCAGACGGGAUUUGCAAACACUGUAGCCAGAAUGAGCGCUGAGGAGAAUCCCGCUGCUGAACCUGCACCUGUGAUCGACGUGCAGGGAGACGGACGCUGGAUGUCACAGCACAACCGGUUUGUGCAGGAGUGCAAGGAUGCGGAGCCUGAUGUUCUGUUUGUGGGGGACUCAAUGGUGCAGCUUAUGCAACAGCACGAGGUGUGGAGGGAACUCUUCUCACCUCUCCAUGCUCUGAGCUUUGGGAUUGGUGGAGACACAACCUGUAAUGUGCUGUGGAGACUACAGAAUGGAGAACUGGAGAACAUCAGACCCAAGGUGGUGGUUUUAUGGGUAGGAACUAAUAAUCAUGAGCACACUGCGGAUCAGGUUGCAGGAGGAAUACUGGCCAUUGCACAGUUACUUCUGUCUCUCCUCCCCAAGUCCAAAAUUAUUGUUUUGGGCCUGUUGCCAAGGGGAGAGUUUCCUAACCCCCUGAGAGAGAAAAAUGCAUCGGUGAACAAUUUACUCCGCGCAUCUCUUCCUCGACUCGGCCAUGUUCAGUUACUUGAUGUGGGAGGUAGUUUUGUCCACUCAGAUGGGACUAUUUCCUCUCGAGACAUGUUCGACUUCCUGCAUCUGACCGCUGGUGCGUACAGGACCAUGUCGACGACCCUCCAUGAGCUGGUGCUUCAACUGUUGGACGAAACGUCUCGAGAGAGGCGAGCCUCACUGGUUUAAGAAGGGCACCACGUUGGUCAUUUACUGGAGAGGCAGGGUUAAGAAAUGUUGGAUAUUCAAGAUGUACUUAAAAUACUUAAUUUAGAAAAACAAAGAAAAAUGCUAAAAGAUCAGCAAACAAGGGGAUGUUAUACAGUGACCAAUUUUUAUAGGAAAAGUAUAAACUGUGCAUAUGUUUCUAAGAUGCAGAAUAGACAACAGUAGGAGAAUGAAGAAUAGAUGUGUGAUAAGAAAUAGUUUUUCUUAGGACAUAUUGCUUUGCAGGUGGGACCGGAACCUUUUCAAAAUCUCAUUGUCACUGUCUCAACAACCUUUAAUAGUAGCACUUACUCUGCCAGCUUCUCCGUGCCUUCAUACAUGCACGCGGUCACACUUACAACAGUGUUAUGAUGACAGCUACAUGAUUCAGUUCACACAAGAGAAAUCAUGCCUUUGAAAUAUCAGCUUUUGUCUUAUUCCCAUUUUGCAUUUUUACAUUUUUUUUUUGGCACAGAAGCAUCUUUCGCCUUUCUUAUUCCCAAUAACAAAAAUAUUAUAUAUUAGAGUAAGACUGGAGUGAUCAAACCAUAUCAUUCCUUGUGUGUGGGUUUGUGAGUCUGAGUGUGAGAAAGCUCCUAAUGCACAACCACAAUGUUUUCAGUGUUU